This is a messenger RNA of Aspergillus fijiensis CBS 313.89, 679 nucleotides long. RefSeq lists its product as uncharacterized. NCBI's taxonomy places the organism in Eukaryota, Fungi, Ascomycota, Eurotiomycetes, Eurotiales, Aspergillaceae. The coding region runs from base 145 to 417 and encodes 90 amino acids. The record is from RefSeq and is a predicted model, not a curated record. The transcript is spliced from 3 exons.
GCAGAACUUGAGCUGAGAUCACUGUACGCGUUAUCUUCUUGUCUACAAUUAUAAAGCACCUCCCAUUUCUCCGAUCGACCUGAAGAAAGGGUCAUCAACAUCCACUCUUCCUUAAAAACUACCGUGAUUCGAUUGAGCUCCGCCAUGUCUCUCACCCGCUAUUCCAAACCCGUGCCCUCUGGGGCUAUAGUGGCCGAGACCCGCGAGCAGCUCAACCAGAUCACCUUCGAGAAUCAAUACACGCUUCUACACGAGGAGGACGGUGGCUACAUGCUGAAGCAGACCGAAGACGGGACUGUGGUGGCUGUAGCCGGCGACGCUCUCUGCGCGGAACUCGACAAGGUCUUUGCCGACCUCGACGCCAGGGAGGCUGCAGAGAAGAACCAGGAGGAUCAGCAAGAUGCUUCAACUCGGUGAUUUGUAUAACUUAUAGAGACUGUCAUAUCUGCUCAUCUCGGAAUGUGUGUAUUUGAGGAGCAAAAUGUUUGGUGUAAUGUGUUUGAUGUGUUGAUACUUGAGUGGUCGGCGAUGGUAUAGUGUGGAUAACAAGGGUUGGAGGGUAGGGCGAGGAAGGGUAAGGCGACAGUUGGGGACAAAUUGUUCUCCUGUUGAUGGUGCUCUCGUGCCACUGAGUGUUAUUAGCAGUUUGGACAGGCAAGGAGAUCUCCGAAGCAGUCAG